AUGCUGCCCACACACCGCGUCCCACCCUCCCCCGGGCGCUCGCGGUUCGACUUCACGAAAGCCUCAAACGGGAAGUUCGUCACACGAUGGGCUCUGCUCGGCGUCACCGUCGUCGCGCUGCUCUGGUUCGGCGGGCCUCUGAUAUCCGACAUGGUGUAUGGGCCGCCCGAGUUCGACUACAUCCCACCUCCCCCGCGUCCGCCUGGGGGCCCGCAUGUGCGACCACCGCCCCCACCGUCUCGGCCACCGCCAGAGCAGGCUUUGUGGGACGGGAGGGCGGAUGAAGUUCGGGAGGCGUUUAGGCAUGCGUGGACGGGAUAUAAAGAGAAGGCGUUCCCGCAUGAUGAGCUGGCGUCGGUGUCGGGCGGGAGUACGGAUAAGUACAAUGGAUGGUCUGUGACGCUCUUCGAUUCGCUCGACACGAUGUGGAUCAUGGGUAUGCAAGAAGAGUUCGCCGAUGCCGUGAAGAGCAUCAAAGGUCGUCACUUCAAUGCUACCAAGGCCGACCACUACGCUGGUUUCUUUGAGACUACCAUUCGUUACCUCGGCGGUAUUCUCUCCGCAUACGCCCUCUCGAGCGACCCAGAGCUGAAGCGGCUUGCUGACGAGCUCGGCCAAAUACUCCUACCAGCCUUCGACGGCACAGAGUCGGGCCUUCCUGCGUAUUCAGUCAAUGUCGAAACUGGCGAAGUCAAGUUGGAUGGGGGCAAGAACACGGUUUUGUUCGCGGAGGCGACAUCGUGUCAGCUCGAGUUCAAGUAUCUGGCGAAGAUCACUGGGAAGAAGGAGUAUUAUCAGAAGGUCCAGAAAGCGAUGAACUACUUCUACAAAGCUGACGUGAAGGAUGGUCUCUUCAACGACAACUGGUUCAUCAAGGAUGGAACGCCAACAGGCUCCCACUUCACCAUCGGCGCCACAGCGGACAGCGGGUACGAAUACCUCCUCAAGCAAUGGCUGCUCAGCGGCGACACCAAAGCUCGCGACCAAUACAUCAAAUCCGCCACCGGGAUCAUCAACAAGCUCCUCUACCUAACGCCCAACCGUGAGCUCAUGUACGUCGGCGACCUCGUCUCUGGAUCCCUCGUGCACCGACUGGAGCACCUCUCGUGUUUCCUGGGCGGCGUCCUCGGGCUCGGAGCCGUAGGGCUCUCCUCCGACCCCGCCAACCCGUACCUCUCGCCGCAAGACAAGAAGCUGCACGAGUGGGCCGGCCACAGCCUCGCGUACACCUGCGCUGUGUCGUACGCGGACCAGGUUACCGGUGUGGGCCCGGACCAGCUCAUGAUGUCGCCGACGGGCAAGAAGUGGAUCGACGAGGUGCGGAAGUGGGAGGCCGAUGGCGAGCAGGGAACGCCGCCGGGAAUGAGCGACGCCAAGCCUGAGCAAGACCCGAGCAAGAGGGAUUAUUACACGAGUUGGGGAAACGCGUAUUUGUUGAGGCCUGAGACCGUCGAGAGCAUCUUCAUCAUGUGGCGCACGACGGGCGACGUCAAGUGGCGCGAGCGCGGGUACGCCAUCUUCCAGGGCAUCAACAAGCACGCCCGUACGGAAUUUGGGUUCUCGACGUUCAACGGCGUCGAUGGGAACGUGCACCUUCUGGACGACAUGCCGAGCUGGUUCCUCGCCGAGACGCUCAAGUACCUCUACCUCCUCUUCACCGACACAGAGACGAUCCCGCUCGAAGACUGGGUGUUCAACACCGAGGCACACCCCCUGCCUGUGUUCACCUGGACGGAAGAGGAGAGGCAAGUGUUUGGGAUACAGGAGUAA
Molecule: messenger RNA, 1770 nt
Organism: Cyclocybe aegerita
Lineage: Eukaryota; Fungi; Basidiomycota; Agaricomycetes; Agaricales; Hemipholiotaceae
Source: the annotation of a GenBank genome assembly